AUUAAUGGAUUAGGCUAUCAGCUUUCAUCAAUAAAAUUAGUCACCAACUGUUGGAUUAGUUGUUUAAGUAAAUUUGAAGCAAAAAUUUUUUAAAAGACAAAUCAUCAUUCCAGCUUCUGGAGCGCGUACAUUUGUUGCUUUUGAAAAUGAUCGGCAGAUUAAUUGAUGACUACAACAAUCAUUAGUGGCAGUCUUACACUAAUGUUGACGUGUGAAACAAGUCCCAAUACUCUCCUCUCGAGUCUCAGGAGUGUAUCAGGACUUUGUUUAUUUUAAUGUUCCCUGCAAUUAAAUUUAUAAUUUUAAAUCCAUAUGUAGAAUAUGUGUAAUGUGUUUUUCAUUUAAUCAGUGAUACAAAAUAUUGUGUUUUGUGUCUUAUUUUGUAAAUAUCCAAGACGGAUAGAUAGAAAAAGAUAGAAAAUAACAAAUGUUGGUUGAAAUGUUGUUUCAGUGUUGAUUACUGACAACUCAUGUACAUAGGCAUAGUAUAAAAACGCAAUAAAUUCACACAAUAUUAAAAAAGGAAUAUAUAUGUGUGUGUGUAUAUGUAUGUGAGUACAUUUGUAAUUCAUUAACUGACUUCAUACUUAUAUUUACUGACUUUAUACAUAUUCACCAUAACAUAAAAUAGCCAUACCAUCCCAGGGACUCAUCUUAUGGAAAAAAAUAUACAUCAUAAAAACAAAAUCGUCAGAUCAUACUCCCAUUAAAGUGGAUUGACACUUAAAGUCGAACAGAGGUCAGUUGGGUUUAGGCUGCAUGUCAUAUCGCGUGUCCCAGCCGUUACGACACCUAAUCAUGAUGUCAGUCUGUGUGAGGAUGACUGGAGCAAAUAGUCCUGGAUUGUGUAUGUAACAAUGGUUGUUUUUUUUGCCACUGUUAUAAAGGUUACUGAGGGUCAUUAGUCUCUUGUACCUCUGACAUGUUGAUUUCCUACAUCUCAAGAGUCUUAAUUCAUCUUGGAGGAAUAUGUGCGCUUACUUCCAUGAGAGCACUUUGUCAGGACUCCUCUGACUUUUCUCCCGCUAUCGCUGAUGUAGUGUGCAUCCUGUUGUUGUAAACUUGCAGCCACCUGCCGGCCACUUCAGCCUCCGAGCCCUGUUUCCUCUACCCACUGGGCACAAGAGUUAGCAUCCUGCCAGGAAACCCUGUCAUUCUCUCACACAUCAUCUUCUCACAGAUUACGCCUUUUAGGGCACUCGCGACACUUUGCAACAAGUGUGUAAACUUUAUCUACAGUAUAUUGUGUAUGACAGCUGAAAGUAGGUUAGCUAUGGUUUAUUUACCAGAAUGAAAUCUUAAUUUAAGCAGUAUGUUUGCUUUUGCCUUACUGCAGAUUGUUUGAUUUAAUUCAACAUUUUAUAAUGCACACAUAUUAUGCAAGAGGUAAACAUCCUCUUUGGACUUACUGGUGGGAUUGACUCAACCAUGAAAAUAGCUCCAUCUUGUGGGACUAGACACAAACAGCAAUUAUAAUACUGUAUGCACAAUAUGUAAUUCACUGUACCUCGUCAUUUACAUGAUGGAAGGAUUUUGAUCAAUAAAAAUACAUCUUAAGCUGUAAGCCAUAAGCUAAAAAAUUUCAUGUUAUCUUUAGGUGACUCUGCAGAUGCAGUCCCAUCAAUAGCCCCAGUGUGCUUAUGCAACAGCAAGACGCGUGAUUAAAAAAAAUAAAUGGUUAUGUCAGUGAUUCCUCAAGCUAUUAAGAGAUUUGAGGGAAAAAGUGUUAAAGCACUAAAAUAGAGACAGAGAGAGAGAGAGAGAGAGAGAGAGAGAGAGGAGCAGCAGCACAAGACUGGAAAACCUGUAGGUUAGAGGGUCAACACUGCGUGAUAUAAGCUUAGAGUCCAUUAGUGGAUUAUAACCAUAACCACUCCAUGGCUCCUGCCUCUCUCUUGGAUUAAAGAGAGAGACAGCGAGACAGAGCGAUACAGGGAUAUCCUGAGCGCAUGUGAGUGACUAACUGGAAAGCAAGUGAACUGAGCAAAUUCAAAGUCAGAAUAGUAUACUGUGGAUACGUGGACAGAGAAACACUGGGAAGCGAGUAAAGUUUUAGUUGUGACAGUACUUUGGUUUGGCAGAUUUAAGGUGAUUUUGGCACACCUGCGGUAUAUCACCUGGCUGAUUAAGUGAAUUGCAGAAGGUAAGUUUAGAUGAACAUAUGGAAUUAAACUCUUGUAAUCUUCCUGCAGUCUUUUAUGUGUGUGUAUAAUGCAUUUUAAUGUGGUGUAAGUGUAAUGUAAAAGAUUCAGAUUCAGCCUUCAUCAGUCAGGAAGUAUUUAGUGGUGAUCAAACUGAUGCGGUUGUCAUGAAGGUAAGAUUGUAGGAUGAGUAUUUUACAGAAAGUAUAUAAUUUCUGCCCUUUAAUGUCUCACAUUGAUUUAUUUUUGCAUUCUGUAUGAAUAACAGACCAAACAUAUACUGUACAUGAUGUGAUUUAAUUCAUUUGUAUUUAAUAAUGCUUAACCUAUGUCCCAUCGUCAUCAUUAUUGUUGUGUAACUUUAAUUUUGUUAUGGACUGAAUGAUUAUUUGUCUCCCUGUGUGUGUGCACAAGAAGCAUGGAGGUGGACCUAGAGACGAUUAUCCAGUGCAUCAAGCAGGGGAAUGAGAACGGUGUUCAGACACAGCUACAGGAGUUCAACAAAGAGUUUGCUCAGUGCUUCUUCUUUGAUGCUGAGGAGAGGGACCGAAGGAAAUUCAAGAAGAAUAAAGUGAGGGACUACACUGAUUCUGACUCCGACUGUGACGAGUACGACCAGGAGGAUCGAGGCCUCAUCCUCAGACAAAAUUUAGCUGUUGUCCUUUUGAGGUUCAUAAGAACAGGAGUUAAAUCUCGUCUGUUGAGGGUGUCUCUACGCACCCUGAGAAUCCUCUCUAGAGACAAAAAGGUCCUGGGCCCCUUGGUGACCGACAGCGCUCUCCUGACUGUGGCCAAACUCGCUGGGCUGACGACAUGUGAUGCAAGCGACGAAGCCAGCGACCCUGACUCUGAUUUCUACGAUAACAUCAUCGUUUCUCUCGCUGAGGCCAAAGUGUUGCAGUCUCGCAGCAAUGAGGGCGAAGGCUAUGUUGAAGCCAACGAGCAAUACGAAGAGUGCUCCGCCUUUGAUGACGACGCCAAGAGUGACAUCAGCAACGCCAACAGCGGAGAUCUGGACAGCAUCAGCUGUCUCGGGAGCCACAGGACCAGCAUCAAUGAAAUGCACAGAAGCAGCAUCCAUCACAAAGUGCUGGAGCGAGGGAGGAAGGACCGCAGAGAGAGCAAAAUGGAAGGGGAGGAAGUGGAGGAGGAGGGGGAGUCAGGGGAGGAGUCGCAGAGAAAAGAGGCCAUGAAGGUGUUAUGUAAUGUGGUGUACAACAGCACCUGGGCACAGGAGAGGUUCAGUGGUCUCAGGCUCAUAUGUGGUCUCAUAGAGCGUCUCUCCUCCAGUAUUAGUUGCCCGUGUCCCUCCAGUGUUCAGUUCUAUGAACUACGCCUCUUGUUCCUCAUUACUGCACUACGGCCAGAGCUCAGGACACAGCUUCAACAGGAGGGAGGUGUGUCCAUCCUCACUGCAGCUCUGGAGGGCUGCCUGGAUGUUAAGUGGAAGGACCAGUAUGAGUGUGUGCUGGACCCAGCAGCACCACCCAUCUCACUGGAAGCCUCUCAGUGUGUCAUAGAGAUUCUCAAAAUCCUCUUCAACAUCACCUACAGCACCCACAGGCAGGAGCCAAGUGAGGAUGAUGCAGCUCUCUACCGACACCUGGUGGCGCUCCUGCGUGUCUGCCUGAUGAGGAAGUGUAUGCUUUCGGAUGACACAGAUGAACUGCAGGGUCACACAAUCAACCUGUUGUCAGCGCUGCCUCUCCAGUGUCUCGAUGUGCUGCUGAUGGUGCCUCUGCAGCCAGGCUCGCAGCAGUGCCAGGGAGUCAACAUGGACUGUGUCCACGCACUGGUGCAGUUCAUGGAGAGACGCCUAGAGUCGGGUGAUAAGAUCAAAGAGAGGCUGACACCAAUCCUCAAUCUGCUGACAGAGAGCUGCAGGGCCCACAGAGAAACACGCCAUUACAUCAGGAAACACAUCCUGCCUCCUCUGAGAGAUGUAUCACACAGGCCAGAGGAAGGCUCCACAGUGAAGAGUCGUCUGAUCCGUCUCAUGACUCAUCUGGAUACAGACGUCAAACACUGCGCCGCUGACCUAAUCUUUGUCCUCUGCAAAGAAAAUGUGGGUCGUUUUGUGAAGUACACAGGCUACGGCAAUGCGGCGGGCCUGCUGGCCACCAGAGGUUUGCUGGGUGGUCAGGGGGCCAAGGCCUCCAGCUCGGACGGCCAGUACUCUAGCGACUCUGAUUCAGACACCGACGAGUACCGGCAGGUUAAAGAUCGCAUCAACCCGGUCACUGGGCGGGUGGAGGCAGAACAGCCGGACCCCAUGGAGGGCAUGACAGAGGAGGAGAAGGAGGAGGAGGCUAAGAGGUUGAUCAUGCUCUUCAACAAGCUGUCCAGAGAUAACAUUAUCCAGCCGAUGGGAGUGGAUUCAGAGGGGAAGCUGGUCCCAAUGUCAGGAAUGAGGGAAAAUUCCCUCACUGAGGAGAGGGAGUCUGGGUCAGACAAUGACGGAGACGCAGAGGAAGCAGAGAAGAACUGAAACAUAUAAAAUCCACUCAAUCAACUAAUUGAUUUUCUUUUGUAAAUAUCACAUUUCUAAAGUCUAACGACAUCAAACCAAAGUGAUGUAGUUGUCAAUGAAUGAACUCAAGAAAGGACAUAAAAAGCUUUUUUUUAAUUUCUUCCUCUUGGAUUCAUUGAUAAUGUAGAGAAGCAACAAGGUCACACUGAUUUGAGUUAAGAAUGAAAUUGUGAAUUGAUGGUAGAUCCUGAGAAGGAACUGAAUAAAAUCAGUUGAUAAAAUGAGGUAAUAACAUGAUAAUAUCCUCCAAUAUUUUAAUAAAGUCUUGAACUCUUAUUGUUUGUACUGAUAUUAUGUGUAUUUUAAUGUGUAGUUUAAUCAUAUAGCGUUGCUUCAGAGUAAAUUCAGAGUUGGCAGAAUCUGAUACACGUUCUUGUUGGUUAACCAUGAACCUUAAACAGAACAAGAUGAAAUAAACAUGUGCACAUAUUCA
This is a messenger RNA of Dicentrarchus labrax (European seabass), 5104 nucleotides long. Its product is annotated as synembryn-A. The transcript is spliced from 12 exons. Gene Ontology annotation, biological process: G protein-coupled receptor signaling pathway. Gene Ontology annotation, cellular component: plasma membrane; cytoplasm. Lineage: Eukaryota; Metazoa; Chordata; Actinopteri; Moronidae. Bases 2560 to 4629 code for a protein of 689 amino acids. Gene Ontology annotation, molecular function: guanyl-nucleotide exchange factor activity; G-protein alpha-subunit binding. The record is from RefSeq and is a predicted model, not a curated record.